UGGAUUGGACGUCUACUAGUGACACAUCGCAGCAUGAUUGGACGUCUAGCAUCGUCAAUGGCACUUGAAGAGUUCAAUGUAAAUUCAGACAGCAAGGGGUUAAAAAAUAUAUUUUAAAAUGGUAUUUUUAGUUUUAUUUAAUUUUAUUGAGUUUAAAAAAGUCACUUUAAUUCCAAGCUUGAUUAUGUCUUUCCAUUUUUUGUGUUUUGGAAGUGUACCUAAUGACGUGUCCACUUACCGGUUCCGCCCCCUCACGCACACACUGGCAGGCAGCCACUGGUCACGUGACCUGUCUUUUCAAGCCCUACAAGCCAGCCAAACGUCAACAGAAGGGAAAAAAAGUCCCACGCCAUCAACUCGUCCAUUCUUACCUCGCGUGAACUUUUCAUAAUUGGACAUUUUGUAGUCAAUUUUUAAUUCAAAUACGCGCCGUGACGUCACCCCGUGACUACUUCAUCGUAGCGGGGAAAAAAAGUUGUUCUUAAAAGAAGCGUCUGGAGGCUUUGGAGGAGCACGAGGACGACGUGGUGGUGGGGUUCGCUCAGUUUUGGGGGUCCACGGCGCGCGUGCACGACGUCAACAUGAGCAAGAAACUCUGCGGUACAAACUACCCGCUGAGCAUCUGCUUCAUCGUCGUCAACGAGUUCUGCGAACGUUUCUCCUACUAUGGCAUGCGAGCGGUGCUGACGUUGUACUUUUUGACAUACCUGGAUUGGGACCACGACCUUUCCACGGCCGUGUACCAUGCUUUUACCAGCCUUUGCUAUUUCACGCCCGUCCUGGGGGCCAUCAUCGCCGACUCCUGGCUGGGGAAGUUCAAGACCAUCAUCUACCUGUCAAUUGUCUACGUGCUGGGUCAUGUGAUCAAGUCGGUGGGCGCCAUUCCUACGGUUGGAAGCAACACCGUGCACAUCGGCCUGUCCAUGACGGGUCUGAUUUUGAUCGCCUUCGGAACGGGUGGAAUCAAGCCGUGCGUGGCCGCCUUUGGGGGCGACCAGUUCCAGGAACGGCAUGCGAACGAGAGGAUGAAAUUCUUCUCCAUCUUCUACAUGGCCAUCAACGGCGGCAGCCUCCUGUCCACUAUCAUCACACCCAUCCUAAGAGAGGACGUGCAGUGUUUUGGUGGCGACUGCUACGCUUUGGCCUUCGGCGUACCUGCUGCUCUCAUGACGUUGGCGUUAGCUGUAUUUGUAGCAGGCAGUGGCCUGUACCGGCGAAAUCCUCCAGAGGGCAACAUCUUGGUGGAGGUCUGCAACUGCAUCGGCUUUGCCGUUAAGAACAGGUGGAGGAGGUCCAAGUACGAGUCCAGCAGGAGACACUGGCUAGACUGGGCCGAGGACAAGUAUCCGAAACAUCUGAUCACAGAAAUCAAAAUGGUUCUGCGGGUCCUGGUGCUCUACAUUCCAUUGCCGAUGUUCUGGGCUCUCUUCGAUCAGCAGGGUUCUCGCUGGACAUUGCAGGCCACAAGAAUGGACAUGGCUUUUGGGGAAGCCUUUUCCAUCAAACCUGAUCAAAUGCAGACAUUAAAUGCACUGCUGAUUCUGGUGUUUGUACCCGUGUUCGACCUCCUCAUAUACCCGCUGGUCUCCCUCUGCAGAAUCAAAAUCACGCCGCUGAGGAAAAUGGCCACUGGGAUGGUUUUUGCAGCAUUGGCGUUUGCUGCCGCCGCCUUGGUGGAAAUUCAAGUGGUGAGAACUGUGGUGGAGGAGCCAGCGGCGGGCAAUUGUCUGCUCCAGGUGUACAACUUGGCGCCGGGUGACGUCCGUCUCCAGUUCCCCCAAGGCGGCGACCCUUUUCCAGACUCUCUCCCCUAUCUCCAGGACCCCCAGGAGUACCUGACGCUUCCACUGGGAGCGCCGAGCAUCAACAUGAGUUUGGAGGUCCACUACAAAGGCGCCGCCUCUCGCUGCAACGUCACUUUUGCCCAGCACAAGGCGUACAGUCUUAUCUUGCAUCCUACCAAUGCUGGAAUAGGCUGCAAAAUGGUAAAGGACCACAUUAUGAAAAAUGACAAAGGAGCUCCUCUUCUUAGGUUCCUUAACACUUUGUCAGAAGCGGCCAACAUCAGCGUGGGACGAGAGACGUUCCACACAAGCGCCGGUUACAGCGUCUCCCAAAACAAAACCAUCAUGCGCGGAGUGUAUAACCAAGUGAGAUGCACCAUGGCAUCAAAGACUUGCCCGGACCUGGACCUCGGUCUCCUAGACUUUGGAGCCUCAUACACUGUGAUCCUACUGGAGGAGUCUGACAAGAUAAUGGCACACAAGAUGGAGGACGUCCACGCCAACAACAUGCACAUUGCAUGGCAGAUCCCUCAGUACGUCUUAAUCACGGUGGGCGAGGUCAUGUUCUCCAUCACCGGUCUGGAGUUCUCCUAUUCGCAGGCUCCCUCCAACAUGAAGUCGGUCCUGCAGGCUGGGUGGCUUUUGACCGUCGCCUUCGGGAAUGUCAUUGUACUGAUCGUGGCAGAGGGCGCUGGGCUAGCACAGUGGAAAGAGUUCGCGCUAUUCUCUGCUCUGCUGCUGGCCGUGUGCAUUGUGUUCUCCUUCAUGGCUCACUUGUACAAGUACGUGGACCCCCUGCAGCUGGACAAGUUCCGCUCAGACGACCAAAACCGCAGCAGCAGUGACGACGAGUACGACGAUGCGCUCAACAAGAAAAAACAAGACAUUGAGCUCAACACCAGAUUUUAGCAGUUUUCACCACUUGGACAGUUGAAAUUGAGUCACGAGCGAUGACACGUGAUCAUAUUUUUGUGUGUUUUUUUUUUUUUUUGACUUGGUGCUAAUUUUUAGCAUCAAAGUGUAAUUGUUAGACAUCUUGUUUCUUUGCAUGCAGAUUACGUUGUCAUUUCUUUUUAUUAUUGUAACACUUAAUAUAACACUUGUUUAAAGCUUUUUUGUGGCAUAUUGACAAAAACGGCAUUUCUAAAUGUGUAAUUGUUUUAUGGAAGUUAUAUUCGAACUUUGUUGAUUUUUUUUUUUUUUUUUUUGCAGAAAACAAUGUGAAUUUUCAUUUGUUUUUAAGGAAUUCCAACUUUAUUCAUAUUUUGUGAAAAAAAUUUUCAUAGUUGUUUUUCCAUUGAAAAAAAAUCUGCGUAUUGAGAUUUUUUUUUUUGUUAAAAAUCAAGACUGAUUCCCAAUGUGUUUUUCCUAAAAUAAAUGUGAAUACCGGUACUCAUUUGAACAAAAUCUAUUUCC
Molecule: messenger RNA, 3200 nt
Organism: Corythoichthys intestinalis (scribbled pipefish)
Lineage: Eukaryota; Metazoa; Chordata; Actinopteri; Syngnathiformes; Syngnathidae
Gene: slc15a2
Product: solute carrier family 15 member 2
Exons: 22
Coding region: 582-2693 (703 amino acids)
Biological process (GO): dipeptide import across plasma membrane
Cellular component (GO): plasma membrane
Molecular function (GO): dipeptide transmembrane transporter activity
Source: RefSeq, a predicted model, not a curated record